Medioppia subpectinata is the source of this 1439-nucleotide messenger RNA. The record is from the annotation of a GenBank genome assembly. Lineage: Eukaryota; Metazoa; Arthropoda; Arachnida; Sarcoptiformes; Oppiidae.
UGAAUUCACAACCAAUUGAUUAUUCAUUCAAACAAUCGCUUCAUUUGAUCGCAAAAAUGCCUAAAAAGAGGAAACACUUGAAGACAUCACUCGAGACCACAGAUGACGGCAAUGAAGACAACAGACGACACCCAAAGAUUUACGCGAAGAACUCAAUGGACAGAUUCGGCGAUGAUUUGUGUCAACUAUUAUUGUCUUAUCUCUCACUCGAAGACUGUUUUCAAUACGAAUGUGUGUCCAAACAGUUCCAGAGGACAGUCUUCGAGAGCGUUGAUUGCAUUGAAAUUUAUAACGAAUUGGUUAACAAAGUAAUAAAUAGAGAGACAAUUGACGCCAAAAAGUUGGUCACAAUCGCCAAAAAGUGUCCAAACAUUCAGACCAUUGACUGUCGAGGAAUAACCACCAGAUAUGAAGAAUAUAUUGGGAAAGUGUUGACCGCAUUUCUAUACAAUUGCCGGCAUUUGCGAGACAUUUGCGUCAAUAUCAGGAGGAAUAGCGCGAAAAUGAAGCAAUCGUUGGAACGGAUGGUCACACAUAUCGACACUUUUGAUUGGCUUCAGAAGCGAUCACUCAUUCAUUACCGCCGAUUAUCACAUUUACGCGUCCACUCGUUGUCCGAAGUGUUUAACAAGCAUUUCAAACUAUUACUGGUUUGGAAUUUACACUCAUUUUCAUUUCAUUAUUCGAGUUUCAGCUGGAAAUUCGAUAAUAAGGAACUGUUGUCUGAAUUCGUGGCACACAAUCAGUCCCUCACGAGUGUUGUCCUCCGUGUCGGAAGUUGGUAUGAACUCCAAAAUGGCGUUCAACACAUUCCUCCCGAAUUGGGCCAACAAUUGUCACGAUUAACACAAUUACGGCGAUUGAAACUUAAAUUGGACUCAAUUAAUGACAAUAACUCAUUGUCUGAGUUCUUGCGUACGAUUGGCAUAAACUGCAAACAAGUGAAACGAUUGUCACUUCUAUUGGAUUCACCGAAAAACCGAUUGACAGGAAACACAUUGAAUUGUUUACAAUAUUAUCGUCGCUUAAAUCGUUUGAAUUUAACACUCGUUGCGGACAUCGAUAAUGAUUUGUUGGAACCGUUGAGUCUCUGCCACCGAUUAACACACCUAUCGUUGGAUAUGAAGCAAAUGAGUGGCAAAUUACUGGAUAAUUGUGGUAAACAUUUACCACGACUUCAAUACCUGUCCAUCAAAACUAAGUCAAUCAGUGGCGAGCAUUUGUCACACAUCUCAAGACUACCGGUGCUGCAAACGCUCGCCAUUAAAGUCCAGUCAAGCAAACUCUGGGAAAAGGAUUUCUCGGAUCUGUUGUCCCGAAAACCUAAACUAAAACAUAUUUUGUUUCCCACCAGUGAUCAAAUCCCGUACCGCACUGUCAGUCCAUCAAUAUCUCCAAUUAAACCAUCACUUUCUAUGUUAAUCGCUGACCACUUCUGA